This is a messenger RNA of Branchiostoma floridae (Florida lancelet), 1121 nucleotides long. Its product is annotated as zinc finger protein 98-like. The record is from RefSeq and is a predicted model, not a curated record. The annotation marks the transcript as partial. The transcript has a single exon. Gene Ontology annotation, molecular function: RNA polymerase II cis-regulatory region sequence-specific DNA binding; DNA-binding transcription factor activity. Gene Ontology annotation, biological process: regulation of transcription by RNA polymerase II. Lineage: Eukaryota; Metazoa; Chordata; Leptocardii; Amphioxiformes; Branchiostomatidae.
GCGCUCAAACUAGGAGGAUGGCAUCAACAAGCAAGUUGCAGAGUUUGGAUGACGUCAGGAGAAAUGCCAACGAGUAUAGUGCUGUGCAACUUGGCACUAGCAGAGGGGAGAAGUGCUACAAGUGUGAAGAAUGCAGCAAGCAGUUCAGUAAGUUAGCCUAUCUGAAGAAACACAAGCGGACUCACACAGGGGAGAAACCCUACAAGUGUGAGGAGUGCAGCAAGCAGUUCAGUCAGCUGAGCCAUCUAAAAACUCACAUGCACACUCACACAGGAGAGAAACCCUACAUGUGUGAGGAGUGCAGCAGACAGUUCAGUCAACUGAGCCAUCUAAAAACGCACAUGCACACUCACACAGGUGAGAAACCGUACAGGUGUGAGGAGUGCAGCAGGCAGUUUAGUCUGCUGGGUGAUCUUAAAACUCAUAUGUGGAAUCACACAGGAGAGAAACCCUACAGGUGUGAGGAGUGCAGCAGGCAGUUCAGUCGACUGAGUACUCUGAAGAAACACAUACAGACUCAUACAGGAGAGAAGCCCUACAGGUGUGAGGAGUGCAGCAAGCAGUUCAGUCAGCUGGGUAAUCUGACAAGACACAUGCGCACUCACACAAGAGAGAAACCCUACAGGUGUGAGGAGUGCAGAAUGCAGUUCAGUGACCUGGGUCAUCUGCAGAGACACAAACGGACUCACACAGGGGAGAACCCAUACAGGUGUGAGGAGUGCAGCAGGCAGUUCAGUCGACUGAGUACUCUGAAGAAACACAUACAGACUCAUACAGGAGAGAAGCCCUACAGGUGUGAGGAGUGCAGCAAGCAGUUCAGUCAGCUGGGUAAUCUGACAAGACACAUGCGCACUCACACAGGAGAGAAACCCUACAGGUGUGAGCAAUGCAGAAUGCAGUUCAGUGACCUGGGUCAUCUGAAGAAACACAUGCGGACUCACACAGGGGAGAAGCCUUACACGUGUGAGGAGUGCAGCAGGCAGUUCAGUGAGCUGGGAAGUCUGCAGAAACAUAUGCGGACUCACACAGGGGAAAAGCCUUAUAAGUGUGAGGAGUGUAGCAAACAGUUCAGUGUGCUGGGUAAUCUAAAGACUCACAUUCGAACUCACACAGGUGAGAAA